UUUCUUGUCUUGCAUUCUUUAAACUGUACGUUUCAGAUGUAUUUGAAUUCCCAUGGCCGCAAAAUUUCUGAUUUUGUUAUCCAAUUCGAAAUUCUUUUGAUGUCAUGACUAUAUGAAAUUUGGGUAUUUAAUUUAAUAUAUACUCUCUAUUAUUAUGGCAUGAGUUUUAUUUUUCUUCCAUCUGGUUGUUCUGGUCAAUAAUUCAUUGUAUUCUGUUUAUACUUCUUUACCUUGGUUGCUUUCAUGCAUAUACGUAUGUACAGACUGCUCGUAUACCUAGAAAACGUAAAGUCUUUUGUGUGCACUGGCGGUUUUGGUUCUAUUAUGGUAUAAUAGCCAGAGGAUAUGGCCGUCUCAUAUUGGAGAAUUAGGAUCUGCCAUAAUUUGCUACAAAGAUUUUAGCAUGGAAGACAACAUGGUUACCAACUUUUCUGUCAUAUGCACUAAGAGCUGCCUUUUUCCUAUGUUGUGCUCUACAAAGUGCAAUUUCUGCCAAAACCUUCAAAAGUGCCAAGAUCUUCUGAAGGCUUGAAGGCCAACCAAGUAGACAGUAGCUAUAUCUGACUGUCAUGAACAGUCAGAUCCUGGAUAAAAAUAUUGUGCAUAGGAUCUUGAGUCUGUAGGAAGUGCAUAUAUGAGAAGCUCUCAGAUGAGGGGAUGGAUUGUUGUCCUGUAUGUGACAUUGAGCUAGGCUGUCUUCCAGUUGACAAACUCAGGCCAGAUCACAAUUUGCAGGAUAUAAGGGCCAAAAUUUUCCCUUUCAAAAGAAGAAAGAUUAGUGCUCCUGAGAUUAUGCCUUCAACAUCACCUCCAGCAAAAAGGAAGGAAAGAUCACUAUCAUCAUUGGUAGUCAGCACUCCCAAAGUGCCAAUGCAGAGUGGCUUGACUGGAAGGAGAACCAAAGCUACUGCACGUAAAAGAGUUGCUGCUUUUCGAGGAUGUAAUUUCUCGGUUGAGGAACCCCUUAAGAAAGAAGAUUUUGCAGAAGGUCAUCCCUCAGGCUCAAGCUCACCCGAUUCCUUAAACAAAAAUAGUCAAAGUAAAAGGCAGGAUUCUUCCAUGGUGCAACCUUCUAGUGAACACAGGCAUAAUGAAGAUACAGAUGAUGUUGAAAUGAUGGAAGGCAAAGCAGAUCUGUGGACACCCUUAAACUGUCUUGUUGAAGCUGCUAACAGAAAGUCAUCUAAAUUAAAUUCACAGGGAUCGGCAGCUUCCAAGGCUGAGCCACAUAAUGGCCCUGAUUGUCACUCAUCUAUGCCUGAAAUGCAAGCUGACCCUAAAUCCCCCUCUGUUCCUGAUGGCAAGUUGUGUAUUCCUAAAACUAAGAGUAAGGAGCAUGGACAGAAUUCAAAAGUUCAGGAUGAAGAGAAUGGGACAAAUUUGAUUACAAGACCUGUGAAGCGUAGAAGGUUGCAAGCAGCAGCACAAAAGAAGGCAGCUGCCUCUGAGGAGCAUGCUGCCUCAGCUAGAGUCAUGCUAGACGCUUUGGGGGCUAAGUGGAAUAGAAAAAAUAGUCCAAUUUGGUUCUCGUUAGUUGCUUGUGAAGACCGGAUAGGACAUACUUCCCUGCCACAGAUUUCUGCAUGCUACUUGAGGAUAAAGGAUGGCAAAAUGCCUGUUUCAUUCAUCCAAAAGUACCUUGUAAAGAAACUUGAUCUUACAAGUGAAGCUGAGGUGGAGAUCAUGUGCCGGGGUCAGCCUGUUCUACCAACAUUACAACUUCAUAACUUGGUAGAUCUGUGGUUUCGUACUGCAUCAACGGCGAAAAAAGUUCCAGCAUUCGUUGGCUCCUCAGCUAAGGACUUUGUUAUGGUUCUAUCAUAUUGCCGAAAAGUCUAGGCUCCUUGAGGCAUCCAUCUAAUUUUUCCAUGUUUACCUUUAAAUCACUUGAACUCCGAUCAUCUAAAUAUAUGUUUUGUAAGAUCAUCAUAGUUGUAUACUAGUUUGCUGUCAUGUAUGUCAGUACCAUGCAUGUAAUA
Molecule: messenger RNA, 1979 nt
Organism: Durio zibethinus
Lineage: Eukaryota; Viridiplantae; Streptophyta; Magnoliopsida; Malvales; Malvaceae
Product: E3 ubiquitin protein ligase DRIP2-like
Molecular function (GO): ubiquitin-protein transferase activity
Source: RefSeq, a predicted model, not a curated record